AUGUCUGAUAAAAAUUCAACCAACAAUAAGAUCAAUAAAAUGCUGUUUGCUUUAGCAUUGCUAAACGAUUCACAAGAAAGCGCGAUUGAUCCGUCCACUAUGAAAACGCAAGUUAAGAAGGCCCUGUGUCAAGCAGUCAGCAACGGCUUAGUGGCGUUAACUGACGUUAGCAAGAACAUGUACAGCGACGAAGAACAGGCUGCAUUAACGCCACACAUAUUGGCGGCAAGGAGAAGGAGGACCCAGCGCAGUACUAGAAGAAAAGGUAGAAAAAGCCGUGGUCGCAAGUCCCGAAGAGCUUCAAGACGAGGAGCAUCAAAAAGAAGAGCUUCCAGACGAGGAGCUUCGAAGCGACGGGCUUCAAGACGAGGAGCUUCGAAGCGACGGGCUUCAAAACGAGCAGUUCCAAAACGAAGGGCCAGAUCUGCAAAGAGGAGAGCUACGCGAAGACGAAUCUACAAGCGUUUAGGAUCUAUUCCUUCCAGGAAACCGCGUUACCAAUGA
This is a messenger RNA of Ctenocephalides felis (cat flea), 504 nucleotides long. Its product is annotated as protamine-like protein. Bases 1 to 504 code for a protein of 167 amino acids. The record is from RefSeq and is a predicted model, not a curated record. Lineage: Eukaryota; Metazoa; Arthropoda; Insecta; Siphonaptera; Pulicidae. The transcript is spliced from 3 exons.